Molecule: messenger RNA, 2022 nt
Organism: Passer montanus (Eurasian tree sparrow)
Lineage: Eukaryota; Metazoa; Chordata; Aves; Passeriformes; Passeridae
Product: telomere repeats-binding bouquet formation protein 1-like
Exons: 10
Biological process (GO): meiotic attachment of telomere to nuclear envelope; homologous chromosome pairing at meiosis
Source: RefSeq, a predicted model, not a curated record
CUGAACAGUUGUCUCUGAAAUUAUAUGAUAACUCAUUAAAUGUGAACAAUGCAGAAGAAUUGGAUGUGCAAGUCAGAAAAAGAUGUCUGCAAGACUACUGGAAGAAAGCAAAAGAAAUUUUACACAGAAUAAACUCAAUUGAAAAACAGCAUGAUGAGGAAGGAGUGCAAGGAGAAAUAUUUGUAGACGAAUCUUCAGUAGCCAAUUCUGAAGCAUUAAAAUCCCAUGAAGUGAAUCCUGUUGAUCCAAAGAAGUACACAGAAGGAACACAGAAAGAUGUCUGUUGUCCACAGUUGACCUCAAAGUUGAAUUAUCAGGUUCUUGCUUCAUCUGUAACUUCUGCUCCACAAAAAGAUGAAACGGUGAACACUGUGGAUGCAGCUCCUACCAGACAAAGUGAACAGAGCAACAUUCCAUGUUCAGUCACUGAGCUGCAAACAGACAGUGUACCUCAAAGUCACAAUAUAAAUGGAAAAACUGCCUUUGGAAAAAAUCAGUCUGGUCUUCAGGCAGGUGAACAAUUAUUUAAACAACCAGCAGAGACUGUUAGAAAUAUGAAACCGACAUGCAUAUCAGAUUCAUUCUGCUCAGAGAAAACUGAGAGAGUCAAAAGUACUUCAGCUACACCUUCAUCCCAUAAAAUGGCAGAUUUAAGAUGUUUGGGUUGCACAGCAGGAGGACUGUCCUUGAACAGUAAAACCUUCACCAAGAUGUUGCAGAGCUGCCUGCACAGGUGUGAGCACCACAGAGUCAUCCUGGAGGCUGAAGAAAGAUACCGAGGGGAGCUCCGCAGGGUGGCUGCUGGUAACAGCAGCAGACCUGCAACUCACCAGAAAAUGCUGCUGGCCCCAGUGAAGAAAGACAGGCUGCAUAAAGAAAUACCAACUUUUAGCAGCAAGAAGGAUGGUUUCCAAAGCAUUCUUUUGACUCCAAAUAGAAAAGACAAAUCUAAUACUAUAAAGAGAGAUGAACAUAGUAGAAAUAUUAGGUGGACUAGCAACUAUAACUUGACACCUGCAUAUGAAAAGUCUUUACAAAAAAACCAAGAUGCUAACCUGAAGAGACAGAGAGUCAAAGAGAUGUGCAGCCAGAAAUGUCAGCACUUAAAAGAAAAUUGCAUUCAUUCACUUGACAAAGAUGAGGGUAAGGAAACGUGUUCCCUGGCCACGAGCAUGAGACCUUUGAACAAGAGAAGAGUCCGAAAAGAUUUCACAACUGAAGAAAUCAACUGCCUUUUGAAAGGCGUUCAAAAAAUGGGCAACCACUGGAAUUUGAUUUUGUGGUCUUACCCUUUCCAGAAAGGACGGACAAGCGUUGACCUUUCCAAGAAGUACUACAGGUUACAAGUGCAGAUGAAAAAAGCCCACAAAGGACAUCAAUAACAUCAUCUGUGAGAGCUUUGGAUUUUGUUGCAGAAUGUUCAAGAACAGCCUUUGUAAUAUUGAGGUAUUGCCAGGACAACUUGAGCCCUUGGAGAAUUUAGGUUGGUUUGGACUCCUGUUUUUCAGUGGCAACUGACAGAAUUGUUAUGCAUUAUAAUUUAAAUUUACCAUAACUUGACAAAUUAUUUAAGUAAUGCUAUCAUAGGCAACAGAAUCUCUAUCAGUAAAAAUUACAUUAAUUUGGAACUUAAUUUAACCUUCUUGAGCAUUUGAUCUAUGCAAUUUUGAGUUAACUUUUUGUGGCUUGCUCUGUACCAUUUGUCAGAAAAGGAUGUAUUGCUAAAAUGAAUACUUUAUGCCUGAAAUUGCUGUUAAUGUUGUUGUGUCUGAAUCUGUUUCCUCUUAAUUAAAUGAAAUGUUUAAAGCAGGUAGAAUAUUUUGUCAUGUGUUGAAUAUGCUGCAUGUGCAGAAAAAUAUCUUUGUGACAGAAAACACUGAAUGUGUGGUUAAACACUGCUGCACAGAAGAGGCAAAUCUUUCACUGCUACAGAAAUUCUGUACUCACUGUUGAACUGAGCAGUACUUGUAGAAUUUGGCUUCUGUUUAUAGUUGGACAGUUUUCUGGUGUAUUUUUCAAAUA